This is a messenger RNA of Morone saxatilis (striped sea-bass), 255 nucleotides long. Its product is annotated as probable tubulin polyglutamylase TTLL1. Gene Ontology annotation, molecular function: tubulin binding; tubulin-glutamic acid ligase activity. The record is from RefSeq and is a predicted model, not a curated record. Gene Ontology annotation, biological process: microtubule cytoskeleton organization; protein polyglutamylation. Lineage: Eukaryota; Metazoa; Chordata; Actinopteri; Moronidae. Gene Ontology annotation, cellular component: cilium.
CCUGUGAUGAACAACGACAAGCACUGUUUCGAGUGUUACGGGUAUGACAUCAUUAUUGAUGACAAGCUCAAGCCGUGGCUUAUCGAGGUCAACGCCUCUCCCUCACUGACCUCCAGCACAGCCAACGACCGCAUCCUGAAGUACAACCUCAUCAACGACACACUCAACAUCGUCACGCCCAACGGGGACAUCCCAGACUGCCGCUGGAAUCGCAGCCCGCCCCGAGAGGCCCUGGGCAACUAUCAAGUCCUGUAA